This is a messenger RNA of Macrosiphum euphorbiae (potato aphid), 1395 nucleotides long. NCBI's taxonomy places the organism in Eukaryota, Metazoa, Arthropoda, Insecta, Hemiptera, Aphididae. The record is from the annotation of a GenBank genome assembly.
AUGGCGUUAAAGGUCGAGUCUGUACUCAGUUCCUUUGGGAAUUCGUCGUCUAAAAUUCCGUUUUGGAACAUUGACUUACCUAAAAGUCCAUGGGAUGUAGAUGAUGACUUAGAAGACUUGGACGUAUUGUGCGAAUUGGUUAGAAAUCAAUACUUGAAACGUCUCCAUCAAACAUUGCUCAAUAAUUUAGAUGUUACUAGUGGUUACAAAAAAAAACCUCUUUACCAGAUUCAACAUUGUGUUGAUAUAUGUAUGGCUGAAUUGGAAAAGCAAGCCUUAAGACGAUGUAUGAUUGCUAGUAUUUAUCGCGAAGGCAUGACUAAUUUGAUAAAUAAAGUCAAGACGUGCACAAAAAAUUCAAUGCUAUAUGAUUUGCUUAAGCAGAUCAUUGAGUCAAAUAAUCAAAUACCAUCAUGUGAUAAAUUAUUUGAAGCUGAAAGUUUAACAGUAAAAUCAGUGGGUAUUGAUGUAAGUGUUAAUACCGAACAAAAAUGUAAUAAAAUAACAUCAACACAGACUGAAAUAUGGACAGAUCUUGACAAUAAUUUACCUAAUAAUUUUACUGUCAAUAAAAUUAAUACAGAUCUGGUAAAUCAAUCUAAUUUACCUUCUAGUUCCUACAAUGUAAAAUCUAAGAUCUCUGAAUCAAAUAAUAUCUUCAAUAAUUUAAAUUCUUUAUUAAAAUCAUCUUGUUCUUCAAAUUCGUCUCCUGAUGUUCAUAUGGAAGUAAAUUAUAAGUAUGAAUCUUCUGAAUUUGAAAAUAUACAAAGGAAAGACGAACAAGAAAAUUCCACACCAAAUGAUAUAGGAAGUAUCAAUGCAUUGCUAAGAGAUCUUCAAGAUUCUCCUGAAUACGAACAACAGUCUUCCACAUUGGAGGAACGUUUAAUUGCACUAGGGUUAGCAAUUGAAAAUAAUAAAUCAACAGAUAAUUUAACCGAAUUAACUAAUCCAAUUAGUCCUAGUAUAAUACGACCAAACAAAAUUAAUGAAAUACUUACGGACAAAUUUAAAAGUAAACGAGUAGCCAAAUCAUAUCAAUUACGAAAUAGUAUGAAUGAAUUGCCUCAAAGACUACAAAUAAGACUGAACCAACAAUUUAAAGACUUGUUUGGAAAUAGUCAUUUGUAUGAGUCUGAUCCAUUGUCUGAAGAAGAAGAACGUAUUAUAGCACAUAAAAGGAUUGUAAAAAUGGUUGUAGAAUUUAUGACUCCUUAUUACAAAGCACACCGUAUCAACAGACAUUUAUUUAAAAACCUUGCUAAAUUAAUCUCUAAGAAUCUUAUGGAUCGAUCAUAUGACCCAGAUGAAAACACGAUAGCCAGAGGAGUUAGUGAAUUUUUUGCUGGAAAUAGAUGCAUUAAGACAGUUGAAGAUAUCUAUAUCAAUAAUUGA